Cladocopium goreaui is the source of this 192-nucleotide messenger RNA. The record is from the annotation of a GenBank genome assembly. NCBI's taxonomy places the organism in Eukaryota, Dinophyceae, Suessiales, Symbiodiniaceae.
AUGAGUGGUUGGCUGAAGACUACGAGCCUGAGAACCAAAACCGGCAUGGCACCGGCACCAAGGAACUCCGAAGUUCUCGUGGUAACGGAGCCGCGCCGGAGAAGGCCGCGGUGCCUGCGCAUCCUGCGCCUCCGCCGGCUCCCGAGCCGCAGCCGGUGGUGCCGCCUCCGGCACCCGCCAAAGCCACUGGAG